Messenger RNA from Penicillium daleae, 834 nucleotides. RefSeq names its product class I SAM-dependent methyltransferase. Bases 1 to 834 code for a protein of 277 amino acids. NCBI's taxonomy places the organism in Eukaryota, Fungi, Ascomycota, Eurotiomycetes, Eurotiales, Aspergillaceae. The record is from RefSeq and is a predicted model, not a curated record. The transcript has a single exon. Gene Ontology annotation, molecular function: S-adenosylmethionine-dependent methyltransferase activity.
AUGGCCGCUGCCAAUGCAAAUCCACCUGCCCAAUAUUUUACCUCGCUCGCCCGCAACUAUGGUCGCCAAACUGGCAACUCAACUCGUGCCUUAUUUUCCUCAAUUUAUGGGCGCAUCAAACCGACGAUAACCUCAUCGUCAGUAGUUCACGACAAUGCAGGUGGUGUCGGUACUGCCACAUCAGUCAUUCUCGACAAUCUCGCCCCCACGUCUCGGGACGACAUUCCAGAGAUCCUGAUUACUGACAAUAACCCUGGGAUGAUUGCAGCAGCAAAGGAGGCUUUCAGGGAGAUGAACGCCAAAACCACUGCCAUCGAAGCGGAUUCACAGGAUCUAAGCACUAUCCCCAACGGGAAAUUUACCCACUCGAUUCUCAACUUCUCGGUGUUUCUUUUCCCAGAUGCGCUUGGAGCAUUGCGCGAGAUCCAUCGUACUCUCCAGCCGGAUGGGGUCGCAGUGCUUCUUACAUGGAAGCGAUUCGGAUUUGGGGCAACUAUCCAUGCCGCACAGAGACUUGUUCGCCCUGAUCUACCGCAGAUGCCAAUUCCCGGUUCACACUUCAUGAAUGAGGGUGUGUUGGUCGAACUGGUCAUCAAAGCUGGAUUCAGCGCGGUAAAGGUGCAAGUGGAGCGAGAUGAAACCGUCAGAAAAGCCGGGGACCUUGAGGGAAUGAAAGAGUUCAUGUUAGCCGAUUUCUCGAAGAUGGCGACGAGAGGCUGGACCGAUGAAGAUAUGGGAAGAUGGCCCGCGGCUGUUGAUGAGGCCAUUCAAAGAGAGGUUGAAGAAUAUGGGGGUAUUCGAUUCGAAGCUUGGACUGUGAUUGCUCAUAAGUAG